Molecule: messenger RNA, 1165 nt
Organism: Punica granatum (pomegranate)
Lineage: Eukaryota; Viridiplantae; Streptophyta; Magnoliopsida; Myrtales; Lythraceae
Source: RefSeq, a predicted model, not a curated record
AAAGAUGGGUCGAUGACUUUUAACAGGGAAAGGAAGACCUUCAUUCAUUACAUUAGCUUUCUUAUUGUUCUUUUUGUUAUUCUUCUUCUUCUUCCCUCAGCCCCUCCAUCAAAGAAAACUCAGAUGUCAGUAAUGCCAAUACUCUCCCCGCUGUCCAUUUCCUUCUUCUGUAUUUGUUAAUUAGAAGAGCACAAGCACAGCAAUUCCGACUUCAUCACUCGUAGCACACGGGAAACAAUUGGAACAAGGUGCGUAGCAGAUCCCAUAGAAAAUCAAUGGAGGUACAUGAUUGACAGUGGAUUCCAUCAGUGGAUUAUAUUCAUUUUGAUACUUAUUUUCGUGGACAGUGAACUUGGCAGCAGAUUUCGCUUGAAGCUAAGGCAUCAAGGUCGGUUUCUCCCACUUUGAGUUUAUUCAUCCCAGCCAGAGGGCAUGGCAGAACCAAUACUCCGAUACAUUGCUGAAAGACUAGUGGACAAGUUAGCUUCCUUUGUUGGGGAUGAACUUUCCUUGGUUUGGGAGGUGAAAGAUGAGCUCCUUAAACUGCAAAAAACUCUUGCAGCCAUCUCAGCAGUCAUUGCGGAUGCCGAGCAGCGACAAUCCCAAGAACAAAGCCUCCGUGUUUGGCUAGAGGACCUCAAAGGCGUGUUAUAUGACUUUGAGAAUGCUCUGGAUGAAUUCGAAUGCCAAGCAUUGCGGAAGCAGGUCAUUAAGCAGGGAAACUUGCGUGGAAAGUUAAGCCACUUCUUUUCCAGCUCCAAUCCGCUUGCGUUCCGUCUAAAGAUGGGCCACAGGAUAAAGGACAUCAAUAAGAGAUUGGAUGAUAUUACGGCUGUGAAGAACGCGUUUAAUCUUAAUCAGCAACCCAACCCUGGUGGCAGUUCUCGUACCAUAUCGAGGGAGACCCAUUCCCACGUGCAUUUGCCGGAAGUUGUGGGAAGAGACAUCGAUCGGGAUGCGAUUGUUGAGUGCUUAAUGGGCCCAAACAUGAUCAAAUAAUUAAUUUCUUGAAAUCAUUAAAUUUGAUCAAAUAAUUCAAAAUUCAAUUAUGAGAAAGUAGAGUUUUUUUUUUUUAAGUUAGAUUAGCCAGAGUACAUAAAGAGGACGUGUCUUACAGGGAGAACAUCAUUACGUGAUGUCAUUCUCUUAUUGAACGAUCGAGUUU